Molecule: messenger RNA, 3340 nt
Organism: Ostrea edulis (European flat oyster)
Lineage: Eukaryota; Metazoa; Mollusca; Bivalvia; Ostreida; Ostreidae
Exons: 4
Coding region: 372-2747 (791 amino acids)
Molecular function (GO): protein binding
Source: RefSeq, a predicted model, not a curated record
UUGAUGUUGGUUAAUUGAGCAUGUUGGAUAUUGAUAGGAAAGUCUAAGUAAGUUUUUGCUAAGACGUUCAGCUAGUGCUAUUCUGAUGAAUCUGUCUUGACCAUUUUGUUGAUAAUUUUGUAAGGGAACGUUUUAUCAUUCUUCUGUUGACUCCUAGUUUAAAUCUUUUACCAUAAUUUCGCUUCCGAGCUUCCAUACAAACCGUAGCUAUUUCGUUGGAGCUGUUACUGUACAAUAUGUUUGGGAGAUAAGUUCUAUGAGGAAUUUUGUACGCCUGAUUAUGGCGGCGUAGAGGGAGUGCGGGCCCGGCGUGCUAGCGCUGACUCCACCACUGUUGCUAUCGUUUGUGCAUCUGUCAAACCUCAAAUCAGAUGACCAUGUCGGUCAGCAACGACAACGACAAUGAAUCUGACUUGAAAGAAAUGAAGAAUUGGUCUUCGUUUUAUCUUGAUGAAGACAUUAGACGGAUCAGUACCAAACGCCUGAAAGAACGACUAGAUAAAUUGAUAAAAGACAUUGAUGUUGGAUUUGACACCACUGAGGAAAAUAUUUGUAUUCACAAUCUUGUUUCCUAUCUUUAUUGGAGCAGCGACGAGAAAGAAGAAGCAUUUGAAUUUGCCAAAAAAGCUCUUCAAUUGGGAAGUACAUGCACAUACACAUCGCUAGGAGGGACAGGAAAUUUGGUGACCAUAGGGAAUCUUUUUAACUUUCAUAGAGAAAGUGGUAAUAUAGUGCAGGCAAAUCAGUUAGAUAAACAACUUAAAACUUUGUCGAAAAGAGAAGAUUUUCAAGAACUCAAAUAUAUUGCCAAGGCAGAACUGGCCAUUUGUUUAUCAAAACUUGGUCCUUUUUACUCACAAAAAGCUAUUGAAAUGUUUCGUGACUCUGUUGACAAAAUGAGUGAUACAUUGGAUUGCUGGCAAUUUUACUUUGCCAUAACUCUCAGAAGAAAAUCCCAUCUAUUUGCCAUUCAAAAUAUAGACGACGCCGCAUUGAUAGGGAACAUCAAGGAAGCGUUCGACAAAUUUUUGAAAAUUAUUUCCAACAAUGCCUCAGUAAAACUUAAAUCAAGGUCAUGGUGCGAAAUCGCAGUAAUAUUGCGGGAGAAACCAGAUCUUGCAAGCACCGAACCAUGCCAUGGUAUGUAUGAGGAAUUAAAUUGCAUAACAUGCUUUGAGAAUGCUUUGGAAAUAUCUCCUCAAUCGUAUCAUGUCCUUCAGCAGUAUGGUAAACACUUGAGAUAUAAAUUCAUGUAUUCGAAAUCAAAGGAAAUGUUGGAAAAAUCAUUGGAAAUUCGUGAAACAUCAACGGCUCAUCACCACCUUGCUCUCACUCUUCAGAAAAUGGUCCUGCAAGAACAUAAUGAAAAGAAAAAGGCCAAGUUACGUAGAAAUAGUGCUAUUUUGCAGACGAACACAUCAAGUAGCACCGAAAACACUACUGAUGAUACAGAAUCUAAGCGGAAACGACAAAGAAUAAAACAGCUAGAGAAGCAACUGAAAUCACCUAGAUGGGUUCCAGAAUAUCCCGAACAUCAUCUGCUGCUGGAAGCCGAACAACAUCUGCAAAAAGCCAUAAAACUGGACGUAACCUUCCAUUCUGCAAGACGUGAUUUAGGUCUGGUCCAGAGAAUGCUUGGAGAACGUAAGACAGCCCUUACAAAUUUUCGAAACAUAACACAUGCUAAAACAUCAUCAAGUGAUCACUUUGUCUUACUCGUUGCUUACGAGCAACAAGCAUUCUGUAGAUUUGACAUAGAGAGAAAGAAUGGGGAUGAAAAAGAAUCAGAAAAUGCUGAAGACGCUUUAUGGAAUGCUUUGAGUAUUAUAUCUAUUUAUAUUGAUAUAUACCCUGACCUGAAAGAUGCAUGUAGCACCAUUAAAGAACUUCGAGAGAUUGUAGAAAGAGAUACGGCCCAUCCAGAGAAGGAAGCCAAAUUCCACGAAAAGUUGAAGGAUCACGAAAAUGUAUUCAAGUCUUACUCGAAGUAUACAGACUCAGAAGAAAAAUACAUGAAAAUGAUUGAGAAUUAUCGUGCUGAUGGAAAUUUCAGAAAGGCUAUCGGCCUAUUAGAUCAACUGAUAAUAAACAAAAAUCAAUUUUGUCCUUCUGCAGAAUUCUUGUUUCAAACAUACAUAGACGGGGCGAAUGAUUCUUUAACAAAAAGAAACUUCGAAGAUGUAAAGAUUAGACUUAUGCAAACCCUCAGAUACUUUCCAGCGUGGGAGAAAUAUUUCGAAAAUGAAAAUGACAUUGGUGUAGAUUUUCACAUAAUUCAUGAAUGUGAGGAAAAGUGUCCACGUGCAGAGAAGCUAUUAGAAAUACUGACACGUGGCACUUUCAUUAAGUGGAAUGUUACAUUAAAUGCAGAGGACUGCCUACCAGGAGUAGAUGUUCUACACUAUUAUGAUGACACACUGAAGAUGGCAAAAAUCAUUCUUCUUUUUCUCCAUGACAAAUCAUCGACAUGUCAUGAUGAGCAUCUAAAAAUAGCAAAGAAAGAUGUCAUCAUAGAUAGGAAAGAAAAGACGUUGUGCGUGAUUCUUGGUGAUGCAGAUCAGCCAUCCUACCUACCUAUGAUGGAACUUCCGCCUAAUAUUGACACCGUAGAGGAUGACGAUGAAGCUUCGGAGACGGUAGUUCUGGAAGCCCGUAUCAUAUGUGACAUCUUACAGCAAAUAUUCCAACUACAGACAAAGGGCACCUGUUGCAAUAAGAAGACGAGUACGAGCAGACACGAACCAUGAAAACAUAUCGCCAGUAUCGUGUUGAUAUACAUGCAUAUAGGAUCGGGCUCGAUAUUCCGAAGUAAGAAGCACAUUUCUGCAAGGAGAAAAUGUGAUAAAGUGAUAUUUUACUGUCGAUAUCGUAACCCAUGUAUUGUGUCGGAAUUUGAUUGAUCUUCAAUUUCGACAUUUAAGCUCUAAUUGAUAUAUACGUCUUGUUGCACAUUAUUUAGAAUAGGUAAUGCAAUACCGCUUGAAUUUCCUACCUUUCCCGUCAAACAUCAUGGCGAUUACAUUGAGAAAUGUAUGCCUCAAGAAAUUAGAUUUUAAUCUUACAGACUACUUCCUGGAGGAAUAUGCCAACUCAUGUUUACCAACAAAGUUCAAUAAUCGAACAGGUAAAGCAAAAACAUCUGUUCAAAAAGCUGAACGCGAGCAUUUACGAAGAAUCGACUCGGAUGGUCACAUUCCGCACGUCCGAUUAUAGACUGGGUCUAUGGAUCAAAGCUCUGCAUGUUUUAUAGACUGUUAAUAAAACGACAGUUCUUGUAUGUGCCUUUUGUUUGUUCAUCUUCUCUAAGUAACCUGUUUAAUUCAUAAACAAUUGAAUUGAU